This is a messenger RNA of Paramacrobiotus metropolitanus, 1141 nucleotides long. RefSeq lists its product as uncharacterized. The coding region runs from base 222 to 764 and encodes 180 amino acids. Lineage: Eukaryota; Metazoa; Tardigrada; Eutardigrada; Parachela; Macrobiotidae. The transcript has 2 exons. The record is from RefSeq and is a predicted model, not a curated record.
UGCGUUAUCCGCAGCCAGAUUUCACUAACUCCAAAAAUGUUUCUUGAUUUUCGAUUAGAAACGCGGUUUCUAAUUGACAUGACAUUCUGAUCCCUUAAAUUCCCUGGUGCUAACACAUUAUCGAGAGGCUACGGUAUAUACAGGCUGUUAAUUUGACUUUGACCUAAGGCGGCAUUUGAUUAAGGAGAUCCGUGUAGAGAUUACCUGCAAAUCCUGCAAUUAUGGAAUCCGUGGAAAGUGUUCGAGAGGAAGUGCUUGUUACUACCUCUCCCACAACAAAAAAGGUGUCCCACUCCGAUAGUGAGGACCGUCGCGAACAAUUGGACCGCGAACGCGAGCAGGACGAACUCGCCGCCAUGAAACCGGAGUCCCCGUACAAAUCCAGCGACGAGACCCGUAUCCGCAAGGAGAACCUGGACCGUGACUACGACUACACGGAGACCACCAAGCGCCAGAAAACGGACACCACCCCGGAGUCUCCGUACAAAAUGAGCGACGAGACGCGCUCCCGUCCGGAAAAUCUGCAGCGGGACUUUGAGUACGAGGAUGCCGAAUGGGUGCCGCCGGCGAAAGCAGAAAGUGGUCGGCUCACCCCCGAAGAACCGUACAAGGUCACCGAGGAGACUCGGGCGCGUCGGGAGAAUUUGGAGAAGGACUACGAGUAUCCAGAGGAGGAUCCCACUCUGACACCGGAGUCACCGUAUAAGACCAAUGAAGAAGAGAAAACCUGGGAUACCGCCAAAAAGAAGCUGGAAAGCGAAUAAUCCAACUAUGCAGCCGCGAGGAUAGGCUGGUUUCUCAUGCCAAAAAUGAUAUCAAAAUAUCAUGAUUUUGUAUAUAUAAAUUGUAAUGGGCACUCAAUCAUAGGAAAAUACUUCCAUUUUAUAUGUCUUGCGAGUUUACUCUUUAUGCAGCAUAUCAAGCAGCGCGGAAGUCAUGUACUUAUCAAGGCCGAUUUGCAUUUACUGUAAUUUUCAAAUGCUUACAAUUUCAUGCACGUGUCAUACGUAUAUAAUUUGCAAUUUUUACUAUGCUUUUGGCGUGUAUGAAAUAUUUGUGCUCAUACUGAAUUUUAUUUCCGCGGAAAUUCAUUUAUUCACAACAAUGAACUGUAUGGACAAAAUGGAGUCCAUUAGGCAGG